GCGACUCUCAACCAGGUGCUCCCCUUUUUGGGGUUGAACACAGACUGCAGUUUGAAUGACUUCUGCCUGUUGACGGCCACUCCGGUCCAGCAGCCAGCUCCUGGCAUUGCAGACAUGGGGCGCCGCUGGAUUCCAUUUGAUGAAGAUUUACGUGAAGAUCGGCGAUACCACCUGGCCUUUUUCCAAUGGAGCCUUUACCAACAGGUCUUCACCUACAUCGGUGAUGAUGCGAUCGAUACCAUCCCCGAGCAGACGGCCGAGGAUUUUCACAAGCAAACCUUCAUCACCAUCUCCUUCGUCCCCCUUCCGGAGUUGGUCUACCAAAUUGGGGUUUUGUCCCAAGAUCGGGACAACCUUGAACGCGAGCUCGGAGACCUCCGAGAGGAGAUCAGACAGAUGCGACAUUACCUUGGGCUCAUUAUGGAAUUUCUGGCUGCUCGAGAGCCGCAGUUAGCUGCCCCUUUCGAUUUGAUCCUGCAGCCUGGUGACGCUCCGUGUCGGAGUUUCUUGGGUCGUGUGGCCCAGCUCUCAGAUCAUUGGCCUGACCGUUUUUGGAGUGCCACUGACAGGGUCCAUUGUCUGGGCUACGCGGGACCAGGUUUUUCCGAUGUCGAAUCAAUUGACGUUUUCGGGAGCCAUGUAACGGUUGCCAGCCCUUUGGCCGAUGAUGUCAACGCUGCUUCAUUUGACGAUGGCCCACUUGGACCUGCCCCCACUCGAUUAGAACUGGAGACCUUUGACGAGAUCGUCAAUCAGAGCAUCCUGAGUGCGCAGGUUGGGGCUGGUCUGGAACUCCCUUGGGAGCAGGGCAUUUUCAGGGCCAUCUUCAGUGAGGAACCUCUGUGCUCCCUUCCUGAGAUUCCAAUACCGGCGCAAGCCAUCCCUGUGAACAGGUCGGAUGGCGUUUUGGACGAAAGUUUGGCAGAACAACCAUCUGGGAAAAGACAGAAAUGCAGUCAAUACAUCCAUGGACUUUACGACAGGGCCAUCUCAUUCAGCCACGGCCUCAGCGAUCACGAACUGGAUGCUGCCAAAUGGGCAAGAGUUUUGGAAAAAUUGUACGCAAUAUUCACAUGCUGCCCAGAGGCGAAACCAGUGGGGCUUGACUUGCACCCAGCAGACAUGGCCGGGAAUUUCAAGAAGAUCCGAGAGUUGUGUGGGUCCCGCAGUUGCAACACAGUCCUAAAGAGGACCAACAAUCUCUGGAAGUAUUGCAGAUGGCACCAAAAGUUCUUCUAUCAGAAAAGUCCUCUGCCGUGCACCCCCAGCGACAUAGCUGAAUACAUCUGGGAGUCGCACCAGGACGGGGCAACGUAUAGUGCCUUGAGAUCCUUCACGGAAGCAGUCAAUUUUGGAAUCCACAUUCUCGGUUUGCCAACCAGGGCUCUUGGACAGCCUAUCAUUGAUUCCUUCACCCGCGGAUUGCUGGACAAGGCGGCUAUGAGCCGUCCUGGGCGCAAGCAGGCGAGACCUCUGACAGUGAAGGAAGUGUGCCAUCUGGAGACGUGCCUGAACGACACCUCCAUGAACUUGUUCGACAGGUAUGCCGCUGGGGUCUUCCUUUUUGCUAUCUUCGGAAGAUGCCGCUGGUCAGACCUGAAGUCAGUGGACUCUUUCGAGCUAGACAUUGCCAUCGACAAUUCUACUCCAUGUGGUUUCAUCAGCUUUGCGACCUUCAACCACAAGACGGCUGCCCAAGUUGCGAAACAUGGGCUUCCUUUGCCCCUGGUGGCACCCAUUUGGGGGCUAGAGUCACCGCCUUGGGGGCUGUCAUGGAAAGCAGUUGCUGAGGAAGCCGAGAUUGACUUCUCGGAAACCUACAAGGGUCCAGUGUUGCCGGCACCUAUGAAGACCGGGAAAUGGGGCAUGAGAUCUGUGACAUCCAGCGAAGCGACCAAAUGGCUGAAUGCUAUUUUGGCAAAAGCUGGAGAGGUGACGGACAAAGUCACGUCACACAGUCUAAAGUGCACUGCCCUAUCGUGGCUGGCAAAGGCCGGUGCAAAUGGUGAACAUCGUUUGGUGUUGGGACACCACAGCUCUAGACGUGGGUCGUUAGAGGUAUACGCCAGAGAUUGCCUGGCCGCCCCACUCAGAACAUUGGAGGAGGUUCUGAGACAAAUCCGGGUCGGAGCUUUACAGCCAGACCGGACCCGUUCCGGGAUGAUCCAGGAUGCCAUCAAAGAGGAUUGCCGGGCCCCCAAGCCCCCUGAAGGGGGUCCAAGCCCGCAUGACAAUGAGUCGGGCUCGCCAGACAACAAGUCCGAUUCCUCCAGCAGCUCAAGCGCAUCGACAAGCUCCUCAGACUCAGAAGAGGACAAUCACGAUUCACGCGUGUGUGAGCUUGGCAAAGACCUUAGCCACAAGCAAUCUUGGGGCAAUGGCAAAAUGUAUCAGCACACUACUAGCAAAGUGGUCCAUUUGGAAUCUGUAGCCGAGACGAGGCAAUUUGAGUGCGGCAUCCAUGCUUCCAGCGAGCAUGUGGCAGUACAAGAGACAGCCUUCCUUGAAACCAGGGAGGCUGCGUCCUUGGUGUACUCCACCGAUGCACUCAAGCACCGAGGCACCAAAGCCGGUUUGAGUGCGGAGGAAGUUGAAGCAAUCAUAGACAACAAUGUCAGGUCUCUGGCACAACUAGCCUUUGCCAUCAGCCCUCCUGGCACAUCGCCCAGUGACGACGCCAUCAAAGAGUUUUUCGCAGGAAAGGUGGCAGUGAACUUGGCCACGAUUUCUUCGCUGAAGCUCCUCAUUUUCGAGGCCCAUACUCUUGUGGUGGCAAACAUCAAAAACGAGAUCACCAAGAAGGAUGAGAUCAAUGUUCACAACAAUCUCCCUGCCGCCGAACGAGAACGGCGCCUGAGGGACCAGCAGACUCGUCUCCAUGGCCUUCGUUUCCGAGGUGACGAGGAAUGCGCCCACAGCAAUUACGAUCUGGUGUUCUCCAUGAUGGAACGUGACAGCCUUAUUUACCUUGCUCCUGAGCGUUUCAUCACCAGGCGUUUGGAACUUCUCCAGAAGAAACCAGGCAAAGAGAUCGUUUUGGAUCAGAAUGCUCUCACCAUUAAGGACAAGCAGAGCGAGCUCACAUGCUCAACCAGGACAGAAUUGGAACUUUUCCAAGCCAUGAGACGCAGGGCUCUCACCUUUGACUUGGUGGGCAUUUGCAAGUACGAGGUUUUCAACAGCUAUCAGAGUGAGUUGCUCCAGCACCUGCAAGAGACGCCCCCACCGGGCUAUAGCAACACAUCCCUGGUCCAGAUUCUGCGUGCCGACAGGGCAGCCUUCCUUCUCAUGGCCGAGCACAUCACAUCUUUGAAAAGAGAUGCGGCAGGUGAACUUCCGCUCGAGAAGCUGCUGCCUACCGUUCUGUCCAAACCAGCCGUGAGUUUCCAUUUGCUGCCUUUAGCACACGGUGCUCCAGCCAAGCCAACUCCCAAAGCCAAUCCGAACAAGCGAAAGGCUGGGGAUAUGGGGGCGCCACCUCCCGUCCCAUCCAAGCUGCAGCUGGUGGGCAGUGCUCUCGUGGGCUCCACCUCUGCGCAGAACCUGGCUGCCACAAGCCACAUAGUCUUCGUGAUCAUUCGUGACAGCCAUCGAAUCCGCACUCGCCAGCAGCUUUUAUCCACUCCUUCCUUGGGGGAGAUCGCGAGUGAAGGCUUUAAGACCGUUGGAGUACACAGGUCACCAGCAGACUUCGUGAAAGAAGCACUUGAGGUGAAGCAUCCUAGUGCCACAGCACUUAGGAUGAUGCUUGCAAAGGCCAAAGAGUUUCAGCCCGCCGAAGAAGAGCUGAAGCUGUCCCUGUCAGGAGUUAUUGCCUUGUCCAACACGGCGUCCAGACGAGCCGAACUGUUGGAGUUCAUCGAUCACAUUCAGGCAACCAAAAAGCUCAGCAGGUGUGAUGCGGAGCGCUUCCGGGGCCGUUUGCAAUUCGCCUCGAACUACCUGUUUGGCAGAAGAUUUCGCAAUUGCCUGAAAGACUUGAACCAGCACAUCAGCAGGGGGUUUGUCUCCAUCUCUGAUGAGUUCAGCUUGACACUACUCCUGCUGAAGGCUCUGAUCAGCCAAAACAGUCCCAGGCUCGUAGACACCAACUUCUUCGAGUGGGUCCACUUGUACGUUGAUGCCUCUUACGACCCAGACAACCAUUCUGGAGUGGGAGGUAUGCUUUUGGAUCAAUUGGGAAUUGCUUGGGCUUUUUCAGCGAGCCGGAGCGCGAUGGAUGUGCGGAUUGAGAGCUUCGACCCCAACGGACAAAAGAGUGUGCGCGAGUGUCGAUUCACUGAAGUGCAUUUCCGUUCCUCCUUUCACUUGUGUCGUGAGUUGUUCAAAGCAAGG
Messenger RNA from Cladocopium goreaui, 4335 nucleotides. NCBI's taxonomy places the organism in Eukaryota, Dinophyceae, Suessiales, Symbiodiniaceae. The record is from the annotation of a GenBank genome assembly.